UGUAUUUGAAUAGAAUUUAAAAAGCUUUCAAAAGUAAGAGAUGUGUGCCCAGCAUCAAACCCCGGACCAGACUAGGAGAUACAUGUUAACCAAUAACAGAGAGAAUGUAAUUUUAUCACUAUUGUAUUGCAAGCUUAUCAGUGGACCAUUUAUUGCUACGUCACUGUGUAAGAUAACAAUUUUAAGGAAAAUAAUAUUAUGCUCAGAAAAUUUACUUCAUUCAAACCUUUAUAUAAUAUUUCUUUCAAUAGUACAAAAAGCAAGAAUCCAUGCAAUAACAGGAAGGAAAACUUUAAAAAAAUAAUGUCAUUUCGGGAUACGGAAAAGGAAGUGACCAUAAAAGCCCCUUGGGGCAAUAUUGCUGGUUUAACCUGGGGCGAGUCUACCAACCCACCAGUUUUACUAUGCCCCGGCCGAAUGGAACCCUGCUCAGCUUUUCGCCCACUAGUUCUACAACUACCACAAAACUUCUUCUACGUAGCCAUAGACUUACCCGGGAACGGAUUUUCCGAUCAUUUCCCGAAAGGUCUGCGUUUCACAAUGUAUGAUUUCAUACCUACAAUUGUUAAAGUGCGGGAGCAUUUUGGUUGGGAAAAAUUCGCUUAUAUCGGACACUCUCUUGGUGCGCUUAUAGGUAAGUUUUACAACAUGGCGUACCCAGGCCGACUAACCAGGAUCGUGGACUUAGACCCAAUACCGGCGUACUAUACAGUGGAACUUGACGAUAUGGCCUCAUGGUAUAAAAAGAUGUAUGGAGACCAUUAUACAGAUGAAGUAUACAAAAAACACACUAGUGAUAAGGAGACGGCACCCAAAUAUACUUAUCAACAGGUAAAAGAGAUGUUCAAAAAAGUCCAAGGUCUUACAGACGAAGCCGUGGAAUGCAAUUUAGAACGAUUACUAGAGCCUGCGGGCGAUGGGCUUUUUAGAUUAACAUAUGACCAACGCAUGAAAAGCGAUUUUGUAUUACCGUUCACACCAGAAAAUAUGAAAACCAUGUACACACUCACAGACGUACCAACUUUAUCUAUCUUCGCACAGGACAUAGUCGAUGUUGGCGGGUAUAGCCAUGUUCCAUUUGUAUUCGACGAGAGCGCUUGGAGGAACGGGAACUAUAGGCAUAGGAUAGUUCCGGGGAACCACGAUGUGCAUGUGAACUCGCCUCGAAUAGUAGCUGAACAUGUUGACAAGUUUCUGCUAGAGGGCCUGCCGAGGAAAGCCAAAUUGUGAUUUAAUUUAACAUUUUCUAUCUUAUAAAAGUAUACGGAACAUCAUUGCGUCUAUGUUUUUUCAAAAUUCUUAAUUUAUAUCCUGUCAAUUUAGGUAACGCAUGACGUCCAACCCUGUUCCACAUUUUAACUACAUUUAUCUACAAGCCGAUGCCCGCGACUUCGCCCGCGUGGAUGUAGGUUUUUCGAAAUCCCGUGGGAACUUUGAUUUUCCGGGAUAAAAGUAGCCUAUGUGCUAAUCCAGGAUAUUAUCUAUCACCAUUCCAAAUUUCAGCCAAAUCCGUCCACUAGUUUUUGCGUGAAGGAGUAACAAACACACACAUACACACAAACUUUCGCCUUUAUAAUAUUAGUGUGAAGUGAUAUUCGCACAAGAAAUAGUCGAUGUUGGCGGGUAUAGCCAUGUUCCAUUUGUAUUCGACGAGAGCGCUUGGAGGAACGGGAACUAUAGGCAUAGGAUAGUUCCGGGGAACCACGAUGUGCAUGUGAACUCGCCUCGAAUAGUAGCUGAACACGUUCACAAGUUUCUGCUAGAGGGCCUGCCGAGGAAAGCCAAAUUGUGAUUUAAUUUAACAUUUUCUAUCUUAUAAAAGUAUACGGAACAUCA
Molecule: messenger RNA, 1836 nt
Organism: Maniola jurtina (meadow brown)
Lineage: Eukaryota; Metazoa; Arthropoda; Insecta; Lepidoptera; Nymphalidae
Product: serine hydrolase-like protein
Exons: 6
Coding region: 199-1230 (343 amino acids)
Source: RefSeq, a predicted model, not a curated record